CACUCAUCUUUGUCAGUGAACAAAAUGGCGUCUUACUGCUUAACUGUCACAAGACUGCGGCUGGCCCUUGGAACCGGGGCGAGGCGUCUUCAUGUCUCCGCGGCCUUCAGCGCCAAGGCCAAGGUGGCCAUGAGCCGGUUUGAGCCCAGCUCCAGCGUUAACUAUGAGAAGAUGCACGAGAACAUCGACAUUGUGCGCAGGAGGCUCGGCAGGCCUCUCACUCUGUCGGAGAAGAUUGUGUACGGUCACCUGGAUGAUCCAGCAGGGCAGGCCAUCGAGCGCGGCCGCACCUAUCUGCGCCUGCGUCCGGACCGCGUGGCGAUGCAGGAUGCUACCGCUCAAAUGGCAAUGCUUCAGUUCAUCAGCAGUGGGCUGCCCAGGGUGGCGGUUCCCUCCACGAUCCACUGUGAUCAUCUGAUUGAGGCUCAGAUCGGAGGACCUGAGGACCUGCAGAGGGCCAAGGAAGUAAAUGAGGAAGUGUACAACUUUCUUGCCUCUGCUGGUGCCAAAUAUGGAGUAGGCUUCUGGAAACCCGGUUCAGGCAUCAUCCAUCAGAUCAUCCUGGAGAAUUAUGCCUAUCCUGGAGUGAUGCUGAUUGGUACAGACUCCCACACUCCCAAUGGCGGUGGCCUGGGGUCCAUCUGUAUCGGAGUGGGUGGAGCUGAUGCCGUGGACGUCAUGGCUGGAAUCCCUUGGGAGCUCAAGUGUCCUAAUGUGAUUGGAGUGAAGCUGACCGGAAGCUUGUCUGGCUGGACCUCUCCGAAGGACGUCAUCCUGAAGGUGGCUGGCAUCCUGACUGUGAAGGGAGGAACUGGUGCCAUCGUGGAGUAUCAUGGGCCUGGAGUUGACUCCAUCUCCUGCACUGGAAUGGCCACUAUCUGUAACAUGGGCGCUGAGAUUGGAGCCACCACGUCCAUUUUCCCCUACAACCACCGCAUGAAGACGUACAUGGAGAAAACCGGCCGUGGAGAUAUUUCUGUCCUGGCUGAUCACUUCAAAGAGGACUUGGUGCCAGAUAAUGGCUGUGAAUACGACCAGGUCGUAGAGAUCAACCUGAGUGAGUUGAAGCCCCACAUCAACGGCCCGUUCACCCCUGACCUGUGUCACCCAGUGUCUGAGAUCGGAGCCAUAGCUAAGAAGAAUGGCUGGCCCCUGGAAGUUAAAGUUGGUCUCAUCGGCAGCUGCACCAACUCCAGCUACGAGGACAUGGGCAGGGCGGCCUCUCUGGCCAAGCAGGCUCUGGAUAAAGGUCUGAAGUGCAAGGCCCUGUUCACGGUCACCCCCGGCUCUGAGCAGAUCCGCGCCACUAUCGAGAGAGAUGGAUAUACCAAGAUCCUGAGUGAUGUCGGUGGAAUCGUCCUUGCCAAUGCGUGUGGACCCUGCAUCGGUCAAUGGGACAGGAAGGACGUGAAAAAAGGAGAGAAGAAUACGAUUGUCACGUCCUACAACAGGAACUUCACUGCUAGGAAUGACGCAAACCCAGCUACUCAUGCUUUUGUCACCUCUCCUGAGAUCGUCACUGCCAUGGCGAUUGCCGGGACCCUCGACUUCAACCCCGAGACCGACUACCUGACCGCUGCAAAUGGAGAGAAGUUCAAGCUGGAAGCCCCCACCGGGGACGAGCUCCCCUCCAGAGACUUCGACCCGGGCCAGGACACCUACCAGUACCCCCCUGCCGAGGGCGGCUCAAUAACGGUGACCGUGAGCCCCACCAGCAACCGUCUGCAGCUUCUGGAGCCCUUCGACAAGUGGCAUGGAAAAGACUUGGAGGGCAUGAGGAUCCUCAUCAAGGUGAAGGGGAAGUGCACCACUGACCACAUCAGUGCUGCCGGGCCCUGGCUGAAGUUCCGCGGCCACUUGGACAACAUCUCCAACAACAUGCUCAUCGGUGCAGUCAACAUUGACAAUGAUGGCGUCAACAAGGUCAAGAACCUGCUGACGGGAGACUUUGGAGGUGUGCCUGAUGUGGCUCGCCACUACAAGGCCAAUGGAGUGAACUGGGUGGUGGUUGGAGAUGAGAACUACGGAGAAGGCUCCAGCAGGGAGCACGCUGCGCUGGAGCCACGGCACCUCGGAGGACGCGCCAUUAUCGUCAAGAGCUUUGCCAGAAUCCACGAGACGAAUCUGAAGAAGCAGGGCCUGCUGCCUCUGACCUUUGACAACCCCCAGGACUACGACAAAAUACGCCCUGAUGACAAGAUUUCAAUCAUUGGGCUGCCCUCCCUCGCUCCCGGCAAGCCCCUGACGGCAGCACUCGAGCACAGCGAUGGCAGCCAUGAGUCCAUCACUCUGAACCACACCUUCAACGAGACGCAGCUCGAGUGGUUCAGGGCCGGCUCCGCUCUCAACAGGAUGAAGGAGCUCCAGUAAUCGGUGGAGAGGAGGGAGGUGGGGCCUGUAGGGGCCACUGAGGGGCCUUGGCAUGGGUUAGGAAGGGGAGAGAUGUGGGCCAAGAGAGGGGCUUUGCAAAGAGGAGGAGACAAUGUGAACGAUGGAUGGCAACCAGACUGGCUGGUUUAAGGGACAGCUGUAGUCAUGCUCAGUUAAAGAAUACACACACACACACACACACACGGUCACUGUACAGAUAAAAAGCACACACACACACACAUAUAUACAAGCAGGCACAUGCACAGACAGGACUGGUGGAAGCAUUAACGUGAAGCAUAAUUCAUUAUCAGCUCCACUAUAUCCACCCUUUUCAUGGCCGUAUACAAACCUGAUUCAGCCACUGGACUCAUGAAAGUUAAGGCACCGUUUGCCUCGGUAGUUUCCAUCCAAACAGCUCAAUAAGCUCACCGUGUUGUUCAACUCUCAUUAAUGUACUUUCCCCUCAUUUCCUGCGGAACAUCUUCCCCACAUCCUCUCGGUGAGGACCUCCACUAGUCGUCCUUCCCUUUCCUCCUGUAGUGAGCUGCUAGAGUUCCCAUCAUUCACUUAAACGCGCGUUUCCAUGCCGAUUGUAGUUUGGCGUCACACUGUAAACGAUCUACCGGGCCCACCUAGUGCUUUCCCAAACUGCUACAUUUCGGCCAACACACGUGUCUGUGUUCACUCCCAGCUGCGCUUCCUUUGGUUGUUUGCUCGUUCUCUCUCUUUUUGUAUGAUAUAACACCCCGUUGUGUGAACACUUGGACACUAGAACAUCCAACCACAUCACCUACUGCCAUUGAGUUAGCACUACCAUUGUUAUUUUCGUGUGUGUGUGUUUGUUAACAUCGGUCUGUGUUCACAUCUGUGUGUCCCUCUUUGCUCAUCUUGUCUCUCUUGUUGUCAUGCAGUCCAAACCAGAACCUGAGUGUCUGGGGACAAAGGCUGUAAUCAGAUUAGUGUUGCCAGGAAUCCCAUUUCUAAUAUACACUCUGUUGUCGCAUGUAGACACCGGAUAUCUUCUGUGCUCAUCGGAAUUGAAGCACAACGUUGUCCCGGAGAAAGUCGUCUGCGAUGUCCCGAGAAAGCUCUUCUCUUUGAUAGUCGCUCUUUUGUCCCAUCCUCCCAACUAAGCUUCCCAGACGGUCUGUUAUCGUGGUCUGUCCGUGUUUAGCCGUGUUCAGUUUGUCCUCGUCGUCUUCUGGAGUUGCCAGCGUGUGACAUUGCCUCGUGUAGCUGCGACGGGAGAUGAUGUGUUUGUGUUCUAGGCAUUGAUUGUUUUUCUUCAGGUUGAGGUUCGGCCCUCCGCAGCAAGAGGAGGCCGGCUGUCGCACACUAACACACAAUCUAGUGUCCAGAUGCCUGUACACUAGCACUUUGUAGAGUUCAGAAAGUAGUCUUAGGUGUGCUCUGCCACGCUUCCUUUAUCCUCUGCAAACCUUUCACUCUUUGUGUGUGUGUGUGACUAUAGGACAUACGUGACAUGCAUGCAACUCGUAAUUCUCAUUAUUGAGACACACGUUUUCAGACUGGAAAAUGAUUCGGGAUCCUUUAUUGUUUUAAGUCUUGCCAUGUUGUAGACCUCCUGUACGCCACUGAGAUAGUCUGGUGGUGUGUGUGUGGGAUGUUUGUGGUCCUUGUUGAUAUGUUUUUUUGCGUGGGAUUAUUCAGUUUAGCUCCUCGUCAUCUAGAAAGUCUUUUAAUCUGUCACUUCACCCUGGAGGUAGACUUCGCUUUAGAUUGAUAAUCACAGACACUGAGGUGAAUCCCUAUGAACUAAAACGAUAGUGUGUGUAAAUGAUGUGAUUUAUAUAUGUAUGUGUAUAUAUAUAUGUGUGUGUGUAUAUAUAAGAGAGCGCUGUACUUUGUAUCAGGAUGUGUAAAUACAUGAUAAAAUCCUUAUAUAAAUACAUAUAAAGAGUUGUUAACUCUGUUUGUGACCCCCCCCCGUUGUCCACUUCUGGUGUGUGUGUGUGAAAUUCAAAGCAGAUACUGGGUCGUAGCAGUCGGUUGCUGCUGGGCUGUGGCGGUGAAGAGGGUCUUGAAAUAUUAGGACGGGUCUUGGUGGUUUAGUGUAUAUUUCUUUAUCGUUUUAGUUUUGUUCAAAAGAGGUGAUUAGAAACUGCAGCAGCCUAACUUCAAAGACGUUAAUGAGUCCAUGAAGGUGUCAUCCGUUCCCAAAUAGCCAUCAUAUUUUCAUUCCCUUUUUUUUUAAACCCAUCCCUGCGAUGGUUAAACACUCCUCACCACUGUAACAGAUUUACUGCCAAAGAUGCCUCAUGGAAACACUGACAUGUUAGGAAGUAAUGGUUAUCCAUAAAUUGUGUUUGAGAAAUCAUCAAUGACUGUGUGUUCGUUCGCCCUGUGCAUAAUUAUCUGAUCAACCGGGCUGUUGUUACCUACAGGAUCAAUGUGUAUCAAUAAAUCAUCUUCAAAACUACUGAAUGGUUAAUCAUCCUUUGUCCUCCGUCAGCAUAUUUAACACAGUGUGGUGCAGUUUGCUCACGCUGUGAUGUAAGAUGAUGUUUUAUUGUGCAGGAGUUUAAAAAGCGCUUCUGUGGAGGGACGAAUCAAACGAUGUCGUUCAUGAAGACCCGCGUGUCACUUUGGACUCCGGUGUGUUUGAAGACAAUUCGACAACAUGCUUCACUUGUUCGGAUACAGCAGAUAAAUAUGGAAUGUGAACAUCUGCUUUGUUUCAGUCACACUCCGGUAUAAGCAUUACAGUUUUGUAAAGUAGAUGAUACAAACGCCUCCAGUUGUAUUGCUUGAGAGAUUGAAUAUGUAUUGACAUCAACAUAACCAGUAAAUUAAUAAAGAUAAAGUUGUGAAGUGAA
This is a messenger RNA of Pseudoliparis swirei, 5207 nucleotides long. RefSeq names its product aconitate hydratase, mitochondrial-like. Gene Ontology annotation, cellular component: mitochondrion; cytosol. The coding region runs from base 25 to 2370 and encodes 781 amino acids. Gene Ontology annotation, biological process: tricarboxylic acid cycle. Gene Ontology annotation, molecular function: 4 iron, 4 sulfur cluster binding; aconitate hydratase activity. The record is from RefSeq and is a predicted model, not a curated record. The transcript is spliced from 18 exons. NCBI's taxonomy places the organism in Eukaryota, Metazoa, Chordata, Actinopteri, Perciformes, Liparidae.